Molecule: messenger RNA, 626 nt
Organism: Dacryopinax primogenitus
Lineage: Eukaryota; Fungi; Basidiomycota; Dacrymycetes; Dacrymycetales; Dacrymycetaceae
Exons: 1
Coding region: 78-587 (169 amino acids)
Source: RefSeq, a predicted model, not a curated record
UGGUACUGACCUGGAAACGAUCUGACCAACGCUGGACGAAGAAAAUCGGAGAGACGUGGCAGCUAAAAUUGCUCGCUAUGUCGACCAGCUGCGCCAAAUUCGGAUUCCGGGACGUAGCAUUCCUGGCCCUUACGAUGGAACCAAUGAAGCCUGGCUGUGUCAAGGCAUGCCGUUCGAAGACGAGAGUCCCGCGGGCGUUCAACAACGCUCAGGAGCUAGGGCAAUGGUACCAGAAGAAGCGCCUUAUUGUUGAUGUUAUUGGAAUGGCGUGGCAUCGAGACCGACCAACCAUCCCAGUGCCACCCUUGGACCACUCUACGCCUCUUUUCUUUACUCACGGAGACAUCAACUUGCGCAAUGUCAGAGUCGACGCAGUGGACCAGAUCUGGCUGGUCGACUGGGGCAGGGCAGGGUUUUAUCCUGAUUGGUUCCAAUACGCUUGUAUGAGAGUGUUUGCGGACCACCUACCAAAGUCCUGGGCAGACUUGAUCCCAGCGAUGGUCGAAGAACACAUCGCCAAUUCCUUCGCCAGAUCCAGUGGGCCCUCGAUAACCCGUAUUUUAUUCUGCCGGAGGAGGACGAGAUAGUACGUCUUCGCGAUAAGGUAGCGGAAGAGGCAAAGCACC